AUGGAACCAAAAAAAAAAAGCAAGGGUGGUAAGGGACUCGGUAAAGGAGGUGCUAAGCGUCACCGCAAGGUGCUUCGCGAUAAUAUCCAGGGGAUCACCAAGCCGGCUAUUCGUCGUUUGGCUCGCCGCGGCGGUGUAAAGCGUAUUUCUGGUCUGAUCUAUGAAGAGACUCGCGGUGUGCUGAAGGUGUUCCUGGAGAACGUGAUCCGCGAUGCUGUCACCUACACCGAGCAUGCCAAGAGAAAGACCGUGACUGCUAUGGAUGUGGUGUACGCCUUGAAACGCCAAGGACGCACCCUGUACGGCUUCGGCGGAUAAACGCUCUAACACCGAACGAUGCGAACACAACGGCUCUUUUAAGAGCCACCCAUAUGUCUAGAAAAAGAACUAUUCCGUGUGUGUUUAAAAAAAAUAAAAUAAAAUAAACCCAAAGCCUCAAAGGCUAUAUAGAAGUAGCAUAAGUGGUAGAUAAGAAUUUCUAUCUGUUUACGUAAAAAGAGGCAAUCUAUUUGUAUUUUUUGUAAUUAACUAUAUAUAUGUUAUAUAUGCACAGUAUUAAAUAUUAUGUGUUCGUUUAAAACGACUUGGAAGACGGUUUUAGUAGAAACUUUUAUAUUUCUCUUUCAUACACACUCACUCACAAACAGAUAGCCUAUAAUUGGUUUAAGAAAGUUAUAAUACUUAUACAUUUAGGAUCUAUAUAUAGCUCUCUC
Molecule: messenger RNA, 713 nt
Organism: Ictalurus furcatus (blue catfish)
Lineage: Eukaryota; Metazoa; Chordata; Actinopteri; Siluriformes; Ictaluridae
Product: histone H4-like
Exons: 1
Coding region: 1-318 (105 amino acids)
Biological process (GO): nucleosome assembly
Cellular component (GO): nucleosome
Molecular function (GO): structural constituent of chromatin; protein heterodimerization activity; DNA binding
Source: RefSeq, a predicted model, not a curated record